GAAUUCGAAUGUCCCGAGCCGUAGCGUCCUGCACCCAAGAUUCCCUCUGUCCCAAUAGAUUUUGGGCAGGCUCUGCUGUGUUACCUCCCAGCCUGGUCUUGCUCACUAUAAAGCUGGCCCGGAUCCCACGCGCACAUUCACUUCCUCCCAUCUUACCUUUUACUCCCUCGUCGUAUGAAUAUAUACCGUAACGAUGGUGGAGAAGGACACUUAUAACGUCGAUGAGUCGUACAACGGCGUCCAUCCUCAAUAUGUUGAUGAGAAUGGCAUUGAGUCCAAGCAAGGCCGCAUUACUGAAGCUGCCGCGCUGUACGGCGACAUCCAGACCGCAGAAGAAUUCGGCUAUGUGACCAGAGGAUUGAAAUCCAGACACAUCCAAUUCAUUGCCCUAGGAGGUACCAUUGGUACUGGUCUCUUCUUAGGUAUCGGCAGCGCCUUCACGCGUGCUGGUCCCCUUUCUGUACUUUUGGGGUACAGCUUCACCGGAAUCGCUGUUUUUGCCAUGAUGCAGUGUUUGGGUGAAAUGGCGACUUGGCUUCCUCUCCCAGGUUCCAUUCCCCAGUUCUGCGCUCGUUAUGUCGAUGAUGCUCUUGGAUUUGCCGUCGGUUGGAACAACUGGUAUGCUUCUGCCAUCACACUCUGUGCCGAAAUUUCUGCUGCUUCGAUCGUCAUAAACUAUUGGGAAGGAGCGCAACACAUCAACGUUGCGGUAUGGAUUUCGAUCAUUAUCGUCGUUGUGGUCUGCUUAAAUAUCUUCGCCAUCCAAAUAUAUGGUGAAGCAGAAUUCGUGUUUGCCAGUGUCAAGAUCAUUACUAUUGUUGGUCUUCUAAUCAUGGCAUUCAUUGUUGAUCUCGGUGGUGGACCAAACCACGAUCGGUUGGGUUUCCGUUAUUGGAAGCAUCCUGGUGCUAUGAAAGAGUACGACUCUACUGGGGCCACUGGCCGUUUCCUGGGUCUCUUCUCCGUCUUGGUGAACGCGGCUUUCUCUUAUGGCGGUGUCGAGCUGGUUGCUGUCGCAGCUGGUGAGGCCGAAAAUCCACGCAAGAACAUCCCCAAGGCAGUCCGCAGAGUCUUCUGGCGUAUUCUGUUCUUCUAUGUUCUUGGAUCUUUGGCCAUCGGUGUUCUUGUCGCAUCUGACGACCCACACUUGUUGAAGGCCCAGGAAACCGGUGCUGCAGGUGCCGCCCAAUCUCCAUGGGUCAUUGGCAUCCAAAAUGCUGGAAUUCCAGUUCUCCCAUCCAUCAUCAACGCUGUCAUCCUAACUUCGGCAUCAUCGUCUGCCAACGCCUUCUUGUACACCGGGUCCCGUUACCUCUUUGCUCUCGCACAGAACAGACAGGCGCCAAAGUUCCUUUUAAAGUGCAGCAAAGCUGGUGUCCCAUAUUGGUGUGUCUUCUUCACAGCCAUCAUUGCUGGUCUCACGUAUCUUUCCGUCGACUCGAACGGCGGCGCUGCUACUGCUUUCAACUGGUUCCAAAACUUGACCACCAUUGCAUCCCUCUUCACCUGGUGCUCGAUUUGCGUUGCUUACAUACAGUUCCACAAGGCAUUGAAGGCCCAAGGUGUUGACCGCAACACUCUUGUUUUCAAGUCCAAGUUCCAGCCGUACACCGCUUGGUUCGCCUUCACCUACUUCGCUAUCAUCAUCGUCUUCAACGGUUUUGAUGUUUUCGUUGGCGAGCACCACUCUCACUGGACCGUCACCAAUUUCCUCACUGCUUAUCUUGGCAUUCCCAUCUUCUUCGUCCUCUAUGGAUUCUGGAAGAUCUUCAAACGAACUCCUUGGAUCCACCCAGCUGAUGCGGAUAUCACGACUGGUAAAGCCGCUCUUGAUGCUGAGGACGGUCAAUGGCCAGAGCAAAUCCCACGUAAUAUCUUCGAGAGAAUCUGGUUCUGGAUUGCAUAGAUUGGCGAAGUGAUCUCGUUGUAUUCUGCUGCAUCUUUGGUGUCCGUAUCAAACAAACUGGCGAUAAUUUUGGUGAUAAUUUGAGAUGUAAAUGAUAUCCCCAAUGAUGAAUGAAGAUUUUGAAUCUUGUUGAAAU
Molecule: messenger RNA, 2042 nt
Organism: Mollisia scopiformis
Lineage: Eukaryota; Fungi; Ascomycota; Leotiomycetes; Helotiales; Mollisiaceae
Exons: 4
Coding region: 194-1906 (570 amino acids)
Biological process (GO): amino acid transmembrane transport
Cellular component (GO): membrane
Molecular function (GO): amino acid transmembrane transporter activity
Source: RefSeq, a predicted model, not a curated record